UACUUAAACAUCACCCCAACUCACUAUUUCCUCAAUCUAUCACCUCUCUCUCUCUCUCUCUUUCUCUGCUUCUUCUGCUUGAGGCUGGAAAUGGGAUCAAGGGGCACCGGCGAUUCGUCGACAUGGACGCCGAAACAGAACAAGCUAUUCGAGAGAGCACUCGCCGUGUACGGCGAAGAGACGCCGGAACGGUGGAAGAAAGUGGCGAAAGCGGUCGGGGGCGGGAAGUCAGCGGAGGAGGUGAAGCUCCACUAUGAGAACCUUGUUGAAGAUCUCAGGCACAUUGAGUCCGGCAAUGUACCUUUGCCCAACUAUAACCGCGACUCCAACCAUAAGUAGGAGUAUUAAAGGUUCCAACAAUCACUCUUUCGGCUGAGGUAUGUCGGAGGCUCCAAUGGAAUGCUGCCACGUGCUAGUGAUUAUGAUUGCGGGCUCAUUGAAUAUUUGUUUUCGUGUUUUUGUAAUGAUGUUUGUUUAAGGAGUAAUUAAUGUGCAUAAGGAGUGUUAGAUGUUUUUGAGCCAUUGAAAGAUUGCGUAGAUGAAUGUUAUAUGAGCAACAAUUUAUAUGUUUUUGAG
This is a messenger RNA of Phalaenopsis equestris, 576 nucleotides long. RefSeq names its product protein RADIALIS-like 3. The record is from RefSeq and is a predicted model, not a curated record. Gene Ontology annotation, molecular function: DNA-binding transcription factor activity. The coding region runs from base 91 to 339 and encodes 82 amino acids. NCBI's taxonomy places the organism in Eukaryota, Viridiplantae, Streptophyta, Magnoliopsida, Asparagales, Orchidaceae. The transcript has 2 exons.